GGAAACUCUUAAUGCUUUCUGUGCCUGAACCGAUAAAUCAAUUCCAUUCCAUGAUCUUGAUAGCUAGCUACUUUUUAUAUGUAUGUUGUCAUACACGCGAGUUUUACUGUCUUUCUGUGAAAUUAAUGUUAGCUAACAUGUACGGUGCAUUAGCUAGUAAGCUAAUUUAGCUUCUACAGUCGGACUCGUGGUUCCUGCUAGCUAACUGACUUACACGAGCCAUGUCGCAGAAACAGAUCUACUACUCUGACAAAUAUGACGAUGCCAAGUUUGAAUAUAGACACGUGAUGCUUCCCAAGGAUAUCGCCAAGCGGGUGCCCAAAACCCACCUGAUGUCGGAGACUGAGUGGAGGAACCUCGGGGUGCAACAGCAAGGUUGGGUGCACUACAUGAUCCACGAUCCAGAGCCUCAUAUCCUGUUAUUCCGACGACCUCUACCCCCCACUGCUUCCCAGUAACCCCCCCCCCCAAAGGAGGGUGAUGGACAGCCGAUACAAGGAAGUGAAUUCGCGCCCCAGCGUGAUGAGAACAGCGAACGGCUUGUGCGCGCUGCGCGGACGCGAACGGCCCUGGAUCCCGACUCCGCUAGUGUGAACACGUUUGGUAUUGCUGCUGUGGGAAUUGUUUGUUUGUUUGUUUGUUUGUUUUUCUUUCAACCUUUUAUCUCAUUUUGGGAGCCGGGUCGGAUCGUAGCGCACGUGCUUGUGCGCCCAGCCCUGCCUCAUGUGUAAUGUACAUUUUUAAGUGUGUCCACUGCCAAAAAGUAGUUGUGUUCUUUCCUUUCUGCACUGAGUGGUGAUGUUUUAGGUUUUUGGCUUGGUGUGUGGAGGGGGGGGGGGUUUACCGUAAUUUGACUGAGACACACUACUGGGUCCAUGUCACUGUAUCUAUAUGAAACAUCUUUAUGUUUUGGACUAUUUAUUGAAGUCAAACCCCCGCGGUUGACCUUGACCUUGGAAAAAGUCUAGCAGACUCCUUCCUCUACCCCCACCAACAGCCAUACUGGGAGACAGGGCACCCAGUCACAUCCUCAUGUAGUUGUUGGGGUUGUGUAUGAGGAGUAUGGCAAGCCAGAGGGGCCACAACAGACCAAAUUUAAAAAAAAAUGUGAACUAUGUGAAGUCUUUCAUUCUUGGCAGGUCAAACCAGUCUAUUAUAACUUUCAUGCGCCAAUUCACAUUUCUAUGCCUGUUUGUAUAUUUGUUGGUAUCAAGUGAUAUCAAUAAGAUGGGGCAAGUCAUUGUUUAGGCCGGCACGGAUGGUGCAGUGGGUACCACUGCCGCCUCACAGCAAGGAGGUCCUGGGUUCGAAUCCCCGUCGGCCGGGGCCUCUCCGUGUGGAGUUUACAUGUUCUCCCUGUGUCUGUGUGGGUUUCCUCUGGGUACUCCGGUUUCCUCCCACAGUCCAAAGACAUAGGCUUAGGCUUAGGCUGAUUGGAGAGUCUGAAUUGCCCAUAGGUAUGUGUGUGUGAGUGAAUGGUGUGUGUGCCCUGCGAUGGACUGGCGACCUGUCCACAUCCUGCCUUUCGCCCAAUGUAUGCUGGGAUAGGCUCCAGCCCCCCUGCGACCCUGUUCAGGAUAAGCGGGUUAGGAUAAUGAAUGAAUGAAUG
This is a messenger RNA of Conger conger (European conger), 1609 nucleotides long. RefSeq names its product cyclin-dependent kinases regulatory subunit 1-like. Gene Ontology annotation, cellular component: SCF ubiquitin ligase complex; cyclin-dependent protein kinase holoenzyme complex. Gene Ontology annotation, biological process: regulation of mitotic cell cycle. Gene Ontology annotation, molecular function: protein kinase binding; cyclin-dependent protein serine/threonine kinase activator activity; histone binding. The record is from RefSeq and is a predicted model, not a curated record. NCBI's taxonomy places the organism in Eukaryota, Metazoa, Chordata, Actinopteri, Anguilliformes, Congridae.